Humulus lupulus (European hop) is the source of this 575-nucleotide messenger RNA. RefSeq names its product glucose-1-phosphate adenylyltransferase small subunit, chloroplastic-like. Gene Ontology annotation, biological process: glycogen biosynthetic process. The record is from RefSeq and is a predicted model, not a curated record. The coding region runs from base 1 to 357 and encodes 118 amino acids. Lineage: Eukaryota; Viridiplantae; Streptophyta; Magnoliopsida; Rosales; Cannabaceae. The transcript has 3 exons. Gene Ontology annotation, molecular function: glucose-1-phosphate adenylyltransferase activity.
AUGGGAGAUUACAAGAACAAAGGCUUUGUUGAAGUUCUUGCGGCUCAGCAGAGCCCCGAGAAUCCCAACUGGUUCCAGGGGACGGCUGAUGCGGUGAGACAGUACAUGUGGCUCUUUGAGGAACAUAAUGUCGUAGAGUUUUUGGUUCUUACUGGAGACCAUUUGUAUAGGAUGGAUUAUGAGACGUUUAUUCAGGCACACAGAGAGACUGAUGCGGAUAUCACUAUGGCUGAGAAACCCAAAGGGGAGCAACUCAAAGCUAUGAAGGUUGAUACUACCAUUUUGGGUCUUGAUGAUGAGAGAGCCAAGGAGAUGCCUUACACUGAUUUUAGAAAUUGUGGGUACACUUGGUCCUAAAUCUCGAUCGGUGAUGUUAUUUCUGGUUGUCUGGUAUGAGGUUUUCAACCUAUUUGAUUUCAUAUAUUUUUGGUUUUUUUUUAACUAAUUAAAGAAUGAAUAACUGCUUUUGUGAAGCUUUUCAGUCUGUUGGGUUUGGUUGGAUUUUUGACAUGGGGUUUUGAAAUUAUUCAUGGAUUUUUUGUUUUAUUGAAGGAAAACUGUGUUAGGAUUGGAUU